AUGGACGGCGGCCUCCUCCUCUCUCCUUCGCCGGAACCCCAACAUCCAACUACCGAUCCGGCUUUAGAAAACAGAAAGCUUAAGGCAAAGAAGAAAGAGAUACUGAACAACGACGAAGCCUCUACCUCUAGUUCUUCAUAUUCUACCUCUAAACCCAAUUCUACUCGAAGGGUUUCGCGAUUUUCUCAUAGACUUCGAAAACCUACCGUGCGGUUAGGUAUGACUCGUCGAAGCGUUGUGGAACGACAAGCCGAAGCCUUAGCUCUAGGCAUGUCAACUGCGACUUUUGCCAGUAUGGUUUUUGAGAAAAAGAGUGCCACAGGUCAGAAUACAAAUGUUGCUGAUCUUGCACUGAUUUAUGCUUCUGCUGUCAAAGAAUCUUUAGCCAAUGUUUAUGGUCACAAGCUUGGUUCCUUUGCAGAGAGAUCAUUUAACAGUACUCUAAGGAUACUUAAAGUGAUUAAUGGUUCUGAAUUUCCGCAUCAGUUAGACAGUGCUUAUGUCGCCUCACAACAAAGGAUCAUGGAAAGUGGUACCCAAAUAUGCAAGUCUUUCGAGGAACCAAGUUAUUCUUGGUUGCCUCAGAAAGAAGUUUCACCAAACGAAGAGUUAUUCAUCUUUAUAUGCCGGCAUCAGAUUUGGGUGCAGAUGUAUAUCCCUGUCGCAAUGAUCCUUUUCGUCACGUAUUUGAUAAUCCGUCGUUCAUCAGCUACAAAGCAGAGAAUGUCGGCAACUUCUUACCUACUUUUCUUCGGUAUCGUUUGCGGUUUAUCAGGUAAGCUCUGCGUGGACACAUUGGGCGGUAACGGCAAACUAUGGCUCUUUAUUUGGGCAAUGCUUUGCCUUUUGCAAUACGCUACAGUUCGGUUCAUAAGAUGGGCGCAAACCAAACACUAUGGUUCUGUACUGGGCACGUCGGUAUCUUCUUUGGAUUGA
This is a messenger RNA of Microthlaspi erraticum, 936 nucleotides long. NCBI's taxonomy places the organism in Eukaryota, Viridiplantae, Streptophyta, Magnoliopsida, Brassicales, Brassicaceae. The record is from the annotation of a GenBank genome assembly.